AUGGAUAAUCUAGAAAAAGGAAAGCGUAUAUUGGAUUCCCCUACCAUUCAUGAAACAGGGUCCACAUCAGGUACAUCUAACCUGCCUCCUCUUUCCUUGAACAUUGUUUUAAUCAAAGUUCAUAGCCGGGCUACAAAGGUGUGUCCGGCCGCUAAAGAGCAACGAAGUGAGUAUGUUGCUCUAAAAAAGGGUUCGCACUCCCAAUACUGUCAUGCAAAGAGGUUCGAAUAUGAACCUCUGGGAUUUUGCUGUAACAAUGGUUCAACAAGGUUGACAUAUCAUAAAAUGCCAACUGAAUUAUCAGAGUUAUACUUUGGAAAUACUGAAGAAUCUGAAAACUUUCGAACUUAUAUUAGAACAUACAAUAACAUGUUUGCAUUUACUUCACUUGGUGUAAAUUAUGAUAAAGAGCUAGCGAGAAGAAAUUGCGAAUUGCCUGAUUCUAAAAAAGAUCGCGAUCUAUAUUCACUUGUUAUUAAACAUAUGAUGCAUGGUCCUUGCGGAAAGUUAAAUCCUACAAAUAUUUGCAUGAAAAAUAAUAACUGCAAAUUCAAGUAUCCAAAAGAUUUUGCUGAACAAACAUCAAAAGGGAAGAAUUCAUAUCCAAGAUACAGAAUGAGAAGAACCGGAGAAGCUGUAGAAAUAAGAGAUUCAAUGUCCGAAGAUUUUAAGAUUCUACCUAACAUGAAUGCUAAAGAUAUUCGUUUUAUGGCUUUAAAUCAUAUCAAUGAUAUUUUACAUUUGAUGGGACGUGAUAUUAAUGAAUAUCAUCUUAUUCCUGAGAAAACUAAACCUUCAUCUGCUAUUAGAGAAACCAAUGAUUGUCAAUUUGAAAGAAAUAUCAUUGUUAGAGAAGAAGAUUUGCUUCUAGAGAGAAAAUUAAAUAUCGAACAACGAAAAGUGUAUGACACGAUUCUUGAUAGGAUAUUUUCUAACAUAUCAGGAGCAUUUUUUGUUGACGGACCUGGAGGAACCGGAAAAACUUUUUUAUACCGUGCUUUAUUAGCUGCUGUACGAUCAAAAGGUUUUGUCGCUUUAGCAACAACAAGUUCAAGUGUUGUGGCUUUGAUCCUCACAGGAGGACGAACUGCUCACUCCCGUUUUAAAUUUACUAUUGAUAUCGAUGAACAAUAUUCUUGCAACAUUAGCAAGCAAAGCGCACUUGUAGCUUUAAUACGUGAUGCAAAAAUGAUUGUCUGGGAUGAAGUAUUUAUGGCAAAAAAGAAAGUGAUAGAAACUUUUGAUAUUCUUUUAAAGGAUAUAAUGGAUACGAAUACUCUAUUUGGAGGAAAAGUGAUCAUUUUCGGUGGUUAUUUUAGACAAACUCUCUGUCACGACCCAAAAUCUAACCCGACGUGA
Messenger RNA from Nicotiana tabacum (common tobacco), 1359 nucleotides. RefSeq lists its product as uncharacterized. The record is from RefSeq and is a predicted model, not a curated record. Gene Ontology annotation, biological process: telomere maintenance; DNA repair. Lineage: Eukaryota; Viridiplantae; Streptophyta; Magnoliopsida; Solanales; Solanaceae. Gene Ontology annotation, molecular function: DNA helicase activity.